GAAGGUCUCAAUAAGGUGGGACUGAGGCGGUGCUACAUAUGCAUAAAUAAAACUGGUGCAACAGGUGAUGAUGUUGAUACAGCAAAAGAAAGCGCCAUAGCACAGAGAGGACACAUGCAGGACAACUCCGAUUGGAAACAUAUUAGAGCACCUGAAAAUAUUCCUGGAUGAUAAGGUAAAAAAGAAGUAGGCCUACAGGUCAUCAGAGAGAAAGAGUUUCAGAGAGGAAAACAUCCAGAUCACUCAGCAAUGACAUCCUAUGAAUCUCAAGGUCAUUCUCCGACGAGAUGUGGCCCUCAGUUCCCAAACUUGGGACAGGAACCUCCAGAAUUGAGUCUGUACAGCGACAGCUACUAUCCACCACCAUCACUGCCGAGUCCACAGAGAGCAAAUCCUUCCUCAUAUGAACUCGCAGACUACGCUGCCUCAUCGCCUAACCCCUACCUGUGGUUCAACAGCCCAGGGAUGAACAGCACUCCUUAUCUGGGUGCAACACCAGGCCCUCCAGGACCGCCUUUUGUUCCCCAGCACUACGGCAUGCAGAGGCCCUAUUUAGGACCUGGGGGACCAGGUGGUCCUGGUGGUGAACUGAGCUGGUUCUCUAUGCCUUCUCAAGAGGAACUUAUGAAGCUGGUCAGGCCGCCUUAUUCAUACUCCGCUCUUAUUGCCAUGGCCAUACAUGUUGCACCAGAACGCCGCCUCACGCUAAGUCAGAUUUAUCAGUAUGUUGCAGACAACUUCCCUUUUUAUAACAAGAGCAAAGCAGGAUGGCAAAACUCUAUUCGUCACAACUUAUCACUAAAUGACUGUUUCAAAAAGGUUCCACGAGAUGAAGACGAUCCAGGGAAGGGUAAUUACUGGACCUUAGAUCCAAAUUGUGAAAAAAUGUUUGACAAUGGCAACUUCAGACGCAAGAGGAAGAGAAAGUCUGACAGUCUCCUAGAGAAGAGCAGUUCUGGAGGGAAUCUGAGCUCAGAGUCAGGAGACAGUAAUGGCAGGGGCAGUCCAAAAAAUCAAGCUGUUGACAUUUCCACUUUGCCUGAAAAGAGUCCUUCACCCGCAUCCACGGGUCCAUCACCAUGCUUGAACAACUUCCUGACUGAGAUGUCUGGCGUAGCUGGUCCUCUGGAUAUGGAAGGAGAUCCCCUGAGUCGUCCCUUUACACUCAGUCUGCCGGUGGAUGGAGCACAGAGAGCUUCGCAGCCCGCAGGGUUUGGCAACUACUCCCCCGGCUCCACGGUGUCCGAAUGGGCAUCAUCUCUGCCCCCACCACCCCCCAUUUCCCCAUCACCCUCCCACUCCACUUUAGGCUACAGCGGGCCUGCUCUCAGUCAGUUUAAUGGGCAUUUUUACCCUGGUUUGAGCUCAACAGGUAUUCUUUACCCUCGGGAGGGCACAGAGGUGUAGGAAGGGAAGUAGGUGACAGCCAAAAAAGAAAAAAACUGAAUGAUUAAUUCACGCUACAGACACUGGGGGCGAAAAAAAAAAACAAAAACAAAAAAACUUGUUUUCCUGAAACUAUACACUACUUUUGGCCUAACUGAAAUCCUUUGAGAUCUGUGGGCACAAGAUACGAAUGAAUUCCCACAGGAAUGGCCUAGUCAGCAUGAGAUAUGACAGGCUGACUCUAGCAAAGGCCCUUGUUACCAGCAGCCCUGACCUGGGGUCAGCUGCUGACAUCAAGCCAUUUUACGCACAUCUGAUUCUUACUUAGCUCAGAUUACUGACACUGAAUUCAAGCACAUGUAAUGAAACAAAAGAGCAGAAUGACUUCUUAUGUGGGCAGAGAAACUCCAGUGAAAAUACAUACAGUGAAGCAGAUUUUAUUCUGAUGCAUGCUGGUAUUGUCAUAUGAUAAAGUCAGUCUUUGUAUUUUAACAUGACAAUGUGUUUGCUAUAUAGUUGUAAAGCUGGGUAUGUGUGAAGUAUGGAGUGUACUUUAAUUAAUUUUACUUUAUUAUGAGGUCUUUAAGGGUGUAUACUGCUUCUUCUUUUAUUUUUAUAAAACAUUUUUU
This is a messenger RNA of Carassius gibelio (silver crucian carp), 2015 nucleotides long. Its product is annotated as forkhead box protein I1-like. Bases 250 to 1407 code for a protein of 385 amino acids. The transcript is spliced from 2 exons. Lineage: Eukaryota; Metazoa; Chordata; Actinopteri; Cypriniformes; Cyprinidae. Gene Ontology annotation, biological process: regulation of transcription by RNA polymerase II; cell differentiation; anatomical structure morphogenesis. Gene Ontology annotation, molecular function: DNA-binding transcription factor activity, RNA polymerase II-specific; RNA polymerase II cis-regulatory region sequence-specific DNA binding. The record is from RefSeq and is a predicted model, not a curated record.